AUGGUUUCUCCUGUGGAAGUGUCAAGCUGUCCCCCGCACGGAGCGGACCUUUGCUCCAAAGAAUGUGAGCCUCCAGAAGGUGACUGCAAAAUGCAGGACUCUUCCACUGCCGAAGGCGAAGCCGAAGCCGAUUCUGAGACACCCAAUCCGCUUCCGCCGGAGGCUGAUGUCAAGAAGGCCGAGGGAAACACAGCUUUCCAGGCAAAGCAGUUCGAGGUGGCAGCACGCUUGUACGCUGAGGCCAUCGCCAUAGCUGAGGCUGCUGGUGCUGAUGUCCCUGGCGUCUACUACUCGAAUCGAGCGGUUUGCCUGGCAUCUUUGCAAGACUGGGAAGGCACUCGGAUUGAUGCCGCGAAGGCGCUUGCGCGAGUGACUGAUCUGUCUGCAGCUGCCAUGAAGAAGGCUCUUUUCCAAAAGGCCCGGGCGGAGCUCCGGCUUCAGCUGCAGGCCGAAUGCCAGGCCACCCUCGGCCUUGCGGACCAGCUGGGGGUUCGUGCAGAGGUCGAGCGCCUCCUCGGAAAUGCGCAAACCGAGUCGGCACCUGCAGCGCCUGCAGCCCCUAAGGAAGCACAGCAGGCUGCAGCCCCUCCUGCACCAACUGCGGAGGCCCUACGAGCAAAGGAGGCUGGCACGGCACAGUACAAGGAGGGAAACUACCGCGGUGCGCUGACGGAGUACCGCAGGGCGCUGGACUUAGUUGGCCAAGACGCUGGACUACGUGCGCAGUUGCUGGGCAACGUUGCCGCAGCGUGCCUCAUGCUCAAGCGAACCAGCGACUGUGUGGACGCUUGCAAAGAAUGUCUGGCCCUCGACCCCUCCAAUGCGAAGGUGCGUGCCCGUCUUGCCUCGGCGCAGGUCGCGACCGGAGACUUCGAGGCUGCCCGAGCCACGUUGGGCACUGCGGGGGACGACCCGGUCUUGGCCAACGCCUUCAAGCAAAUAGGCAGCACCCAGUCGACGCUCGCGGAGGCGGACCAGGCUCUCUCAAACGGCGAGCCUGCGAAGGCUCUGAACAUCUAUGCCAACCUGGAGUCCUCGGUUCUUUUUGAUUUUCCACCGUUGACCCUGAAGAUGGCGCAGUGCUAUCUAGAGCUAAAGCAAUAUCCUCGAGUUCUGCGCCGCCGGCAUGUGGUCAGUCAUGUCAGUGUGCGUACAUGUCAUAGUAUUCAUAGUGCUCUGACAAGCUUUCAGGGCUUGUCGAUUGUUAUGCCAGGAACACGACACAGCAAAUCCUGCGGACGAAUCCGCGAAACACAGGUGCCUUGGUGCUGCGAACGCAGGCUGGUCUCGUUUCAGCAUUCUCCUCAUGUGGUUGAUCAUCGGAUGCCACCACUUUGCUCUCGCCAAACAGACGUCCGCGUCGUGGAUUCAGUACAUCAGAAAGCGCAGUCACACAUGAUCCGAUUGAAGCAGUAG
This is a messenger RNA of Symbiodinium sp. CCMP2592, 1416 nucleotides long. Lineage: Eukaryota; Dinophyceae; Suessiales; Symbiodiniaceae. The record is from the annotation of a GenBank genome assembly.